This is a messenger RNA of Glycine soja, 1441 nucleotides long. Its product is annotated as serine/threonine-protein kinase 19. The coding region runs from base 69 to 887 and encodes 272 amino acids. Gene Ontology annotation, molecular function: protein serine/threonine kinase activity. Gene Ontology annotation, biological process: protein phosphorylation. The record is from RefSeq and is a predicted model, not a curated record. Lineage: Eukaryota; Viridiplantae; Streptophyta; Magnoliopsida; Fabales; Fabaceae. The transcript is spliced from 9 exons.
AACCCAUUACGAGCGUUGCAGGAAGUUGGAAACUUGGAAUUUGGAACUUGCAAGCACAGCCACAGCCCAUGGAGAACAUUCCAGAGUCUUCAUCGAGAGGGACGAAACGCCGGCGAGACGAAGAUUCCGAUGCCGGAAACACCUCCUCACUCGAAGACGAUCUUACAUUCACCGACACGCUGGUCGCGCUUCGAAUCAUGCGAGCUCAGUUUCCCCACGUUCACAAGUGGUGUGGUGAUGCUUGUUUCCAGAGUUCGGUUGAGCCUUUUAUAUUGAAGUCACAGUUGUACAGUAUUGUGAAGGACAGAACACAAGUGGAUAGGGAAUUAGAGUCUCUAAGGAGGGACAAAGUACUGCGUGUUUUCAAAUUAAAUACUGGACAAGAUGAUCAUGCCAUAAUGUUUUUGGAUGACUACCUAAACCAGAUAGAUCAUGUUGUGAAAAGAAUGGAAGAAAAAAAAAUAGGGGAAUGUGAGGCUUUUGGGUGGUUCAAGACACAUGUUCUAGAUUCAAAGCUGGAACCUGGCAUCAACCAUCAGGAGCUUUGCUCACUCUUGUCACUUGGAGGAAAGGUGAAGGACAGUCAUAUCUCCCUUCUAAUUAAUGCUGGCAUCCUUACUAGACAACUUAUUGAUCCAAAUAUGUAUUGGUUUGCAAUUCCAAAUAUCGGCUCACUUCUUAAGGGUCUUGUUCAGGGAAGAAAGGAAAUUAUCUCUCUUCUCAGCCGCCAUAGAUAUAAGGAGAUGAUGUUAGCCUCUUUAGAAAAGAAGCGUCUUCGAAUGUCUCCACUUGAUAUAAGAUUUCUUCUUCGUGAUUUGAUUGGUUCUGGUCAUCUCAAAACUGACCAGACUCCAACUGGUUUAAUCAUUAGAGUCUCAAAAGAUUAGAGAUCCAGGAAGGCCUAGAUGGCUAGAUGAUUGCAUUUGUUUGUUAUACAAACAGGCUUGAAAUGAUUUAUCUUCUCAUUUUGCUGUUAAUUUCAAGAGGGAGGUGCUUUGAAUAUGUAAUGGCUUAUAUCACCUCAAAUGGCUGUCUUAUAUGCGAGACAACAAAUAUUUGUGAAAUGAUAACUUGUUUUAUCGUGGUGGAUCAAAAAAACAAGCUUAGGAUAUUUGACAAUCACUUUCAUCAGCCAUCAACACAUACCAAUUGAAGUUGAUGGUAAUCCUUGCUGGCGGCAAUCAUGUGACUAGGUUUUGUGGUUUCACAGCUUUUAUUUCAAAUUUACUUCCAUUGUUGAUUGGUAUGAUGCAUUGUUUACACUAGUAUUUUUCAGAGAAAACAUUAAAGACUCUCCUGUUCGUAAUUUAUAUGUAUCAUUAUUAGCAAUGUAGUAUUUAAAAUACAAGUGAUAUAAACUUAAUUGUCUGUUAUUUAAAGGCAAUCUGUGCGAAGUUCCAUUUAAUAAAAUAUAAUGCAUAUAAUGCUAGCUUGGUAUGUA